ACCACACUCUCGUCUCCCUCCUCCCCGUUCCUUAUUCGCCAGACCGGAGGGAGGGGUACGAGCUUCACCGCUUUCAUCCCGCCCGCGCUCCUCCCCAGAUCUCGUCUCCAUUAAAGCCGACCUUGCCCAGAUUCGCGCCCUCCUCGCUCAUAUCUGAAAGCGGCUCUGAUUUUCCAAGCCGACCGCAGGAGCGGUGCACCGGGCCGCGUGAUUCCGGCGGCUUGAUUUGGAAUUUGUGAUCUUUCGGGGCAUUCGUCGGUUUGUCUGUCGGUGACGGUGGUGCUGCGUUUCGAGGGCAGCGAAGAUGGGUGUCGGCGGAGAGAAGUUCCAGCUGGGGACGGUGGGGGCGCUGAGCCUAUCCGUGGUCUCCUCCGUCUCCAUUGUCAUCUGCAACAAGGCCCUCAUGAGCUCCCUCGGCUUUAACUUCGCCACUACCUUGACAAGCUGGCAUCUGCUGGUUACAUUCUGCUCCCUUCAUGUGGCAUUAUGGAUGAAAUUCUUUGAGCAUAAGCCUUUUGAUUCAAGAACUGUCAUGGGAUUUGGAGUACUUAAUGGAAUCUCCAUUGGGCUCCUCAACUUGAGUCUUGGCUUCAACUCUGUUGGGUUUUACCAGAUGACUAAGCUGGCGAUCAUCCCGUGCACUGUCAUCUUAGAGACACUUUUCUUCAGGAAGAAGUUCAGUCGGAGUAUCCAGAUGUCCCUUUCUGUGCUCCUUCUUGGUGUUGGUGUUGCAACUGUCACUGAUCUGCAACUCAAUGCUGUGGGAUCCAUACUCUCCUUGCUGGCAAUUAUCACGACUUGCAUUGCUCAAAUUAUGACAAACACUAUCCAGAAGAAGUUCAAGGUCUCAUCGACCCAACUGCUCUACCAGUCUUGCCCUUAUCAAUCACUGACCCUGUUUCUCAUUGGCCCCUUCCUUGAUGGCUUUUUGACUAACCAAAACGUCUUUGCUUUUAAUUAUACAUCACAAGUUGUGUUUUUCAUUGUGUUGUCAUGCCUGAUAUCGGUCUCAGUGAACUUCAGCACUUUUCUUGUGAUUGGAAAGACGUCUCCUGUUACUUACCAAGUCCUGGGCCAUCUUAAAACAUGCCUUGUUCUUACCUUUGGUUAUGUUUUGCUUCAUGACCCAUUUAGCUGGAGAAACAUACUUGGGAUCCUAAUUGCAGUAGUUGGAAUGGUCUUAUAUUCAUACUUCUGCACAGUGGAGACCCAGCAUAAGAACACUGAAGUCUCCCCACAGCAGGUGAAAGAAAGUGAGGCAGCCCCUUUGAUCUCAGACUCUUUGAGCAAAGUUGAAAAUGGGGGCGGUGUUGUUGAUGACGAGCCUUUGAAGGUACCCAUGUGGAGCUCAAAGUAUUCGCGGGAGUGAAAUUUUCUCCCGCUAGACGGUGGCAUCAUACAGGAUUCAGUUUAGUAGGCAGAUAGUAGGGUUGGAAGCCAACCCAGAGUGUAAUGAACAUUUGAGUUACAUUUUUUGGCCUUUUUUAGCGUCACGAUCUACUACUGGUAAAAGGGUCUGUUUCUUGGGAGGAUCUUACCUUCAAGAUUGCCAGAUAUACAUUGAAACUAGACGGCAGAUAUUGUAUGAUUGUAUCUGGACAUGUUCCACAUCGUCUAACUGUAACUUCCAACUGGUACAUGGCAUGCCUAUAUCCAAAGAUAGAUUUCUUUUUUUUUGUAUCAGAAAGAUCCGGUAAGACUUGCGCAAAAUUUGUAGUACUAUUGGUUCGAGUUUGUUUCUUUCA
Zea mays is the source of this 1745-nucleotide messenger RNA. Its product is annotated as integral membrane protein like. The record is from RefSeq and is marked provisional. Lineage: Eukaryota; Viridiplantae; Streptophyta; Magnoliopsida; Poales; Poaceae.